AUGCAGAGCAACGAACCCCCUCCCACAAAGGCAGCAGGAGGCUCAGGCCCUGCUCCCACCGAUGUCAUUCUCGCCAUGCAAGACCCAUACAUGACACAGAUAAUCGACGGGGUCAAAAAUUACGAGUUCAGAAAAUAUCGUAUCAACGCCUCCGUGCAAAGAAUCUGGUUCUACCGCACCGCUCCACAUUCUAGCAUCACGCACAUCUGCGAGAUCCUCCCAGCCGCAACACGGAACCCUGGAGACGCAUUACUGGCUGAGGACGGGCUAGGAAAUGUCGAGUUCAAUACCCGAGAUCCGGAAUGGGAUGGAUACGAGUUUGCAUAUAAGAUCGUUAGUGUUUAUGAGCUCUGUGAGCCGGUUUCGCUGCAGGAUAUGAAAGGGCGGUAUGGGUUUAAGGCUGCGCCGAGGGGGCUUGUUUAUCUUCCUGAGUCUAUUCGGGGGAGCGUUGAUUGGAAGAUGCAGAAAUUGGUAAGAGUCCUUUGA
Penicillium riverlandense is the source of this 486-nucleotide messenger RNA. RefSeq lists its product as uncharacterized. The transcript has a single exon. The record is from RefSeq and is a predicted model, not a curated record. The coding region runs from base 1 to 486 and encodes 161 amino acids. NCBI's taxonomy places the organism in Eukaryota, Fungi, Ascomycota, Eurotiomycetes, Eurotiales, Aspergillaceae.